AGAUCACUCUCUCUGAAACGACGAGGAGCCUCUCCGCCCUGGGCGUUUUCGUGGCUCUUUGGUGUUCUGUAGGUGCUGAAAAAGAUAAAAUAUAUUCUCUAUAUAAGGGUAUAAGGGUAUGGAGGAUCUCCCGUCACUGAGUCUAUCGUCAUUGAGUCGCGGGGGUAACAUGGGUUCUCGAGGGCGUGGCAGAGGGCGUGCUCUACACCGCUACACCAGUCUUGACUCACACGACACUAGUGACGAGGUGCCUCUUAUGAGUCCGGUGCACGUGGGAGGAGGGGAAGAGAGCAGUGGGGAGGAGGAGGAGGACCUACCGGAGGGGUCCUCGGGGACUGGGAGGAGGAGGUGGCAGCAGAGGAUCAGGACUCAGUCUGGUCUCAUUAGCUGGUUCUUUGACCAGGGAUGGCAGCUCCUACUCAGCAAUUUCUUCACCACGGUUAUGAAGGCGUGCUCCUGUAGGAGAGCGUUGAAGAGUAGGUCCAUUUCUCUGGGCCAUCCUGAUAUGCGGCAACAGUUCCCCUCCAACAGAAUCUGCAACCAAAAGUUCAAUGUGGUCACAUUUCUUCCAUUGGUUCUCUUCCAGCAGUUCAGGUUUUUCCUCAACCUGUACUUCCUGGUGAUAGCCCUCACUCAGUUCAUCCCAACCCUCAGGAUUGGAUUCCUGUACACAUACUGGGGUCCACUGGGUUUUGUUCUGGCGGUGACCACGAUCAGAGAGUUGCUGGACGACUUUAAGAGGUUUCUGAGGGACAUGGAAGUCAACAACCAAAGGUUCACCAAACUCACUGCCAAAGGGCCUAUAUCUGUAAAGAGUAAGGACAUUCAAGUCUCUGAUAUCAUUGUCCUGGAUAAGGUACUGUAUUUAGCACUGUGCUAAAGUUGUAGGCUAUGUAGUGAGUUGUCUGGAGAUGACGGAGUGCUGUGUGUGGGCUCCGGUGAGUGUGGUGUGUUGUGUUGCUCCAGGACCAGAGGAUACCUGCAGACAUGGUACUACUGAAGACCACGGAGAAGAACGGGUCGUGUUUCGUUCGGACUGACCAGCUGGACGGAGAGACAGACUGGAAACUGAGGAUGGCUGUACCUUCCACUCAGGCUCUCCCUUCUGACCAGAGUCUGUUCAAUGUCAGAGGCUCUGUGUUUGCCGAGAAACCCAAGAAAGACAUCUACCACUUUAUUGGGAGAUUCACAAUGAGUGACGGCAGGGAGAACACAAAGGAAGAUCCUCUCUCUGUGGACAAUACCAUGUGGGCCAACACUGUCCUAGCAUCGGGGACAGCUACAGGAGUGGUGGUGUACACUGGCAGGGAGACCAGAAGCUCCAUGAACACCUCUUCGCCUCGUUCCAAGAUUGGACUGGUGGAUCUUGAGAUCAACAGACUCACAAAACUCCUGUUUCUAGCCACAAUACUUUUCUCUCUCAUUCUCCUUUCACUGAAGGGUUUCACUGGCGUAUGGUUCAUUUACUUUAUCCGCUACAUCAUCCUAUUCUCAUACAUCAUACCCAUCAGUCUGCGGGUUAAUCUGGACAUGGGGAAGAUGGUGUACUCGUGGAUGAUCCAGCGAGACAGGGCCAUCCCGGGAACCGUGGUCCGCAGCAGUACCAUCCCCGAGGAGUUGGGUCGAGUCGAGUACCUGCUGACCGACAAGACUGGCACUCUCACUCAAAAUGAAAUGGUGUUUCGAAAGUUGCACAUGGGGUCUGUCUCAUUCAGUCAAGACUCCAUGACAGAGGUUACUGCAGCUGUUAGACAGGCCUUUUUGUCAGACUCAGACCAGAAACAGCCGUCGUCUCUUACCUCAUCUCGACCUCGUCGGUCACAGCGAGAACAGUUGGUGGAGUGUGUGAAGGCUCUAGCUCUCUGCCACAACGUCACACCAGUUGUUGAGGAAGUGGAGGAGAGGGAGGAGGGAGAGGAGGAGGGAGAGGUUAAGAUGGACGACGAAGAGGUGGUGAUAUUUCACAGCAACACUGCCUCAACUUCGAGGAAGAUAUCCUACCAGGCCUCUAGCCCUGAUGAAAUAGCGCUGGUGAAGUGGACAGAGAGUGUGGGUCUGACUCUGAUAGACAGAGACCUGUCCUCCAUGACCACAGAGGGCCCGGGAGGUGAGAGAGACAUCUACCACAUCCUCCAGCUGUUCCCCUUCACCUCUGAGAGGAAGAGGAUGGGGGUCAUCCUCAGGCAUAAGGGGAGUGGUGAGAUAACAUUCUACAUGAAGGGGGCUGAUGCAGUCAUGACCAGUAUUGUUCACUACAGUGACUGGCUGGACGAAGAGGUAAAUGUAUAAUGUUGUGACGUAACUUACCGAAACUUAACUUACCUACCGCGGACACUGUAGACAAUUUCGAGAUUUAAAUUCAGUGCCAUGUAUCAGAAUUACUACAGUAUGGUGACAGGGCCAUUACACCACUGCCCCCUCCGUCUGAUGUAUCUAAUCGUUCUUUCCGCUGAGUCAAAGUGCUCUAUUCUUCAUAGUGUGGCAUGUGGCUGGCUUAUGUUAGCUCAUUCCCACUCGCCAAUUAGAACAAUGGUGGGGGUUUUCCAGUCAGUAUAAGAUCAACAUUGCUACACAGUUUCAACAAAACACCUUUACAAAAUGUAUGCUAUGAGCUAUAUAGACAGUACACUAACACACACUGGGAUGCAUCUUCAAUACAAGCACACAAUGACUCCAUUACAGGGUUCAGGUCAACUCCUGGUAGCCACCACCACGUCUUCUUCUGUGGAG
Messenger RNA from Geodia barretti, 2730 nucleotides. The record is from the annotation of a GenBank genome assembly. Lineage: Eukaryota; Metazoa; Porifera; Demospongiae; Tetractinellida; Geodiidae.